Messenger RNA from Penaeus monodon (black tiger shrimp), 2247 nucleotides. Its product is annotated as zinc finger protein 271-like. The coding region runs from base 1 to 2247 and encodes 748 amino acids. The transcript has 8 exons. The record is from RefSeq and is a predicted model, not a curated record. NCBI's taxonomy places the organism in Eukaryota, Metazoa, Arthropoda, Malacostraca, Decapoda, Penaeidae.
AUGAUCCCUUUUGCAGAUUGUGUAAAAAUCAAGAAGAAACAGAGGAACACAUACUCCUUCACUGUCCAAGAUUCAAUUCAAAAAGAACGAUUUGCCAAAAUUGAGGGUCAUCGUGUUUUAAUUAGAAAGGCACAGGCAAAACCCGGCCUGUUAAACACAGAAAGAUUGAGGGUCAUAGUGUUUGAAAUUGAGAAAAGGUCACCUAGGUCACUCCGGCGAGUGCCCACGGGGAGUGAGAGUAAAACUUCGCUGUUAUUACUCAAGGUGAUGAUGAGUUUCCUCGGUGACGGCAUGCCUUCGGCCCCAUUCACGGGUAAAGAAAUAGUCGGCACGGGAGUCAGCGUCAAAGAAGAGCUCAGCGAAGAUGUCACCGAAGAUACAUGCCUAGAAAUAAAGGAGGAACCACUUGAUUAUGGAGAUGAAGUGAGAAAUGAAGUGUGUAACCUGAAUGUAAUACGUGAAAAUCUUUUCCUUCAUAAUCCUCUUGAUCUGAGACAUGAAUCAUAUGCAAAAGACUCAUGUAACUUGGUUCAGGAUUGUAAUGACAUGUCAAAAGUACCAUUUACGGCUAAGGACUGUGGGAAGACGUGUUCAUCAAAUGGGGUUCGAGUGAUGUACGAGAAAAGACUGAAGGAGGAAACACAACUAAUAGUUGAACCCACAAGUAAAUGUUUUGCAUGUGAGGUGUGUGGCAAGGAAGUGUCUCAAAAGAGUCACAUCAACUUUCACAUGGGAGUCCACAAAAAGGAAAAGCCAUACAACUGCGAGACUUGCAAUAAGACAUUCCCAUCCAAAAGCGAUCUAGAAAAGCAUGUUGAUGUAAAUACAGAGGGAAAGCCAUACAACUGUGAGAUUUGCAACAAGGCCUUCCCAUAUAAAUCUAGUUUUUUGAAUCAUAUGAUAAUGCAUACAGAUGAGAAACCAUACAGCUAUGAACUUUACAACAAGUCCAUCUCACAGAAGCAUAAUCUGGUGAAGAACAUGAGAGUGCAUACAAAGAAGAAAACAUAUAGCUGUGACACUUGCAGUAAGAAAUUUUCUGAGAGAAGUUAUCUUGUAAAGCACAUUAGAAUACAUACAAAAGAGAAGCCAUACAUCUGUGAAAUUUGCAACAAUACCUUCUCAUUGAAAAGAUAUCUGGUGAGGCACAUGAGAACACAUACAAAGGAGAAGCCAUACAAUUGUGAAAUUUGUAACAAAGACUUUUCAAGCAAAUCUAAAGUAGCAAUUCAUAUGAGAAUACAUGCAACAGAGAAGCCAUACAAAUGUGAGAUUUGUAACAAGAACUUUUCGCAUAGAGCUAAUCUAGCGCGUCAUAGGAGAUUACACACAGAGGAGAAGCGAUACAGCUGUGAGAUUUGUAACAAGACCUUCUCAUAUAAAAAUAGUCUAGAGAUUCAUAUGAGAAUGCAUAGAAAGGAGACAUACAACUGUGAAAUUUGCAAUAAGGCCUUUUAUGUGAAAAGAUAUUUAGCAGGGCAUAUGAGAGUACAUACAAGAGAGAAACCAUACAGCUGUGAGAUUUGCAAUAAAGAAUUCUCAAAAAAAUAUAACCUAGUAAUCCACAUGAGAGUGCACACAAAAGAGAAGCCAUACAGCUGCAACAUUUGCAAUAAAGCCUUCUCAUUAAGAAGUAUUCAAGUAAACCACAUGAGAGUUCAUACACAGGAGAAACCAUAUAACUGUGAGAUUUGCAAUAAGGCUUUCUAUGUGAAAAGUCAUGUAGUAAGGCAUAUGAGAGUGCAUACAAAAGAGAAAUCAUACAGCUGUGAGAUUUGCAAUAAAGAAUUCUCAGAAAAAUAUACUCUAGUAAUCCACAUGAGAAUACACACAAAAGAGAUGCCAUACAGUUGCGACAUUUGCAAUAAAGCCUUCUCAUCAAAAAGUAGUCAAGUAAACCACAUGAGAGUUCAUACACAGGAGAAACCAUAUAACUGUGGGAUUUGCAAUAAGGCCUUCUCACAGAAAGCUAGUCUAACUUUUUAUCCACUUGCACGUAUGCCUGCUGUCACUGACCAAGGAUAUAAGCAAAGUGCAUUAAAUGCCAUUGUUGCAUCCUUCGCUCACAUAUGGUGCGAUUCAAACCCCCAUUUACCAGUGGAAAUGAUUCUAGAGCCCCAUUCAGUCAAUAGCAGCACACCUGGAAGGACUCGUCUCGCUUCUCCCUGCGGUGAAUCAACCUUUACACGGCUGAUUCAGAGCGAAGGGAGGAACGCACCGGUAAAGGCGUUGCGCCAAGCCAGUUAA